This is a messenger RNA of Hemibagrus wyckioides, 830 nucleotides long. It is a transcript of the gene aamdc, whose product is annotated as adipogenesis associated, Mth938 domain containing. The transcript is spliced from 4 exons. NCBI's taxonomy places the organism in Eukaryota, Metazoa, Chordata, Actinopteri, Siluriformes, Bagridae. Gene Ontology annotation, cellular component: cytoplasm. The record is from RefSeq and is a predicted model, not a curated record. Bases 292 to 660 code for a protein of 122 amino acids. Gene Ontology annotation, biological process: positive regulation of fat cell differentiation.
AAUUUCCGAUGCGAUGAAUGAGCUACAGAAUGACGGUUGCUAUUGAGACGGAUUCGUAGCAUGGAAUGAAAAGUUGCUGGAUUUCCUAUGCUACGCAAAAGGCAUAUUUAGUUAAAGCAAACGUCUCGAUUAGGACUGAAAAUGUCAAGAUUUUGAAAUUGUAGUCCUUUCGGACAAACUACAAGUUCCAAAGAGAGUCGUGAGACGGUGUCGUCACAUCCGGGCACUUUGUUUGCGCGCUAGCUACUCGAAGUUACAGGAGAGAGAGAGAGAGAGAGAGAGAGAGCAGUCAUGUCAUCUCCAGAAAUUCAGUCUCUGUCCUGGGGGCACAUGAAGGUCAAAGGUUGCUCCUCUUCCUACAAAGACUGUAAGGUGUGGCCAGGUGGCAGUCGGGAAUGGGACUGGAGAGAGACUGGGACAGAUCAUUAUCCAGGUGUCCAGCCAGCUGACCUGGAGGAAAUCCUGAGAAAAGGAGUUCAGACGCUGGUCAUAGGAAGAGGAAUGAGUGAAGCAUUACAGGUGCCUCCCUCCACAGUGGAACAUGUGAAGAAACAGGGCGUGGAAAUAAAGGUACUGCAGACUGAGAAGGCUGUGAAAGAGUACAACAACCUUGCAGGACAGGGGGCUAAAGUGGGAGGAGUUUUCCACUCCACUUGCUGAAGAUGCCGAACUUUACGGUGCCUUGUGUCUUGGCUCCAUGUUUUAAAUCUAAAGCAAUUCACUAACCAUGGUUAUUUAGUUGGCACGGAAAGGCUGUUGAAAUAUUCUUUAGUUCUUUAAAAAUGACAGUAUUUACAUAUACAACAUACAAAGGACAAGAUUUUAUUACA